UUAUGAAAUUAUAACAAAAUUAUUACCGUAGGCUACCUAUAAAUAAGCGAAGUUUACUUCUUAGAUAUCCAAUCAGUAUAGACCAACCCAUAACUGAUAUAACACUCAUUAGACAAAGGGGAUAAAUGAAAAAUUAGUGGUUUUUUUAAAGCACAACUUAAAAACAAAGAUGUGUAAAAUAUUGUUUUACAUCGUGGUACUCGUUGCGGUGGCCAAGGCAUCACCUCAAAGUUCAGACGAUUUAACUUUAGAAGACAUGACGGAGGUCAAUUUUUUCAACAAAAUUGGAAUGUUGGUUAGCAAAUACAAGCUUGAGUUAAAUAACAAAGGGGAAACCAUUUCAGGAAAAUUGUUGCAAAUUGGCAAAUUGUUAAAUUUGUAUAAACCAAAAUGUCCACCGUGCAGUUGUGGGGCUUUAGGUUCCAAUGUGAAAAUAGUCGGUGGGGAAGAAGUGGAGUACGCUCAUAAAUAUCCUUGGAUGGCUUUGCUAUUAAAAAACGGUCAAUUCAAUUGUGGUGGUUCAUUAAUCAACGACAAAUACGUAUUAACAGCCGGUCAUUGUGUAGAAACUUUAAAAGCAAGUGAUUAUAAAGUACGACUUUCUGUACAUGAUCGUAAUACAGACAUCUUUGAGGAAUACGAUGUGAAGAAAAUUAUAAGGCAUAAAAGUUAUGACAAUUACGGAGUAGCACCGUUAAACGACAUAGCCUUAAUUCGACUGGACACUGAUGGUGUGAAAAUAAAUAACGAUGUUCAUCCGGUUUGCAUGCCGGAAAAAGGACUUAGUUAUGCUACCGUUGUAGGCGUAGCCACUGGAUGGGGACUGACGGAAGGAAGUAAUAUUAGUCCACCGAGGGUCUUACGUGAAGCUGAACUUUAUUUAUUGGACAACAGUGUGUGUGGGCCAUAUUAUUUCAAUAUUAUCACCCCAGAUAUGGUGUGCGCAGGCAUGAGAGACGAGGGUAAAUCCACGUGCAAUGGUGACAGUGGCGGGCCUUUGACGGUUUCUAACGGUUCAGUUCAUCAUCUUGUUGGUAUCACCUCUUUUGGUAAGACAGGUUGUCGAUCACCUCCGUCAGUCUACACUAGAGUUUCUAAAUACCUGGAUUGGAUAAAGGCAAACACAAAGGACGCUUGUCCGUGUCACGACAAUUAUGCGGAGUAGAUGCAAUGAUGUUAUUUGUACAUUUUAAAAAGUAUAAGUGUUGAUGGGAAUUUAUUGAAGUGACAACUGUUGUAAAAAAUAAACAUUUAGAAAAAAAAAAAUUACUGUAAUUAUAAGCGGGAUUCAAAAAAUUAUUUAUGAUGCCUGCAGUAUUAUUUGCUAGACAAUUCAUUGCAUCUAUUCCAAUACAAAAUAAUCAUUUUAUGAACAUAACAUAUUAUUACACAGCAUAACUAAGCAUUUUUAACUACACAAUUUAGCACGGGCAAGUUGUAAAAAAAAAUUUCCCAUAAGAAAUCUGUACAAUUUUAGUGGAAGUAAAUAA
Adelges cooleyi (spruce gall adelgid) is the source of this 1490-nucleotide messenger RNA. Its product is annotated as trypsin-1-like. The coding region runs from base 170 to 1165 and encodes 331 amino acids. The record is from RefSeq and is a predicted model, not a curated record. Gene Ontology annotation, biological process: proteolysis. The transcript is spliced from 7 exons. NCBI's taxonomy places the organism in Eukaryota, Metazoa, Arthropoda, Insecta, Hemiptera, Adelgidae. Gene Ontology annotation, molecular function: serine-type endopeptidase activity.